CCGAAAUAGACUGGCUUGUCGCACUUAGGACAGUUGGGCAUGAUGGAACGGUCUGGUUCUUGUUGGAACAACUACGGAAGCGUCGAACAGGCUCCACUCAGCAGCGUGGUCAAGCGCGUACUGGGCCCGCGCGUUCUGCAAGAUUCGUUAUCGAAAACGCAUAGCCAAGUACAGGGCUGUUCAUGAGUAUUCAGAGAUGGUCUGAGUCGAUCGGUAUACUAGCGUGUAUACGUAAAUAACGGGGCGGAUAGAAACAAUAGGAAUGCAACCGAACGAGAUUGUUGAGGAUGGAGCGGAUGUAUGUACGUAGAGGCUCGAGAAGAGGAAUUGGGCUAAGGCCGUGGACAGCGUGGUUGAUGAAAUAAGAAGAGAGAGGAAUAAGUUGACGAAAGAGCGAGUUCGAGCUUGGUGAAAGAUAUUAACGUGCAUUGAAACGGGUUUGAACGAAGUUUUAUAAACAAUAGAGCUUUACAGAUUCUAAGAAACUAUUCUGAAUUCAAGCGUUUAAAAUGAAGGUAGAUACAAAUACUGAUUGUUUUACAGAAAAAAUACUGAUCGAACACAUUUCUAGAGAAAUUCGUAUCGCUCGAUUUUCGAAAAAUCGUAGCAAAAAAUAAGACACGAUAUAUACAUCUUGAUACCUGCCAACAUCCAAAUAGUAGACACACGAGGAGAUAGGUCUUGGCUGCUCAUUUGCUAGAGCUAAUAUCUGCGGUGUGUCGAAAACGCAAAUAAAACCUGGGCUACCUCUGAGUGGUUAUUAUCGUCAGUAAAUAACGGGGCAACAUAUUUUUAAGCAGGCGAUAAAAACAUAUGGGGCACGUAGAUUUUAUAACUGACCACAUCCUCUGAUUAAUGCAAUAUAUAUCUGCACCACUCUUGAUUCGACGUUAGUGAAAAGCAAACACGCGAAAUUGAAACAUAGGUCAUAGAACAGGGUGUAUAAAAGAUUAUCAACCGAAAUGAAUUCGUAUGAUGACGAUCAAUUAAAAUUGAUCACCUCUAUCGAAAACGACGACGUGAGAACGGCGAUAGAGAUCUGCACCACGAGAUUUGAUAAAAAAUUCUUACAGCCUGUUGGAGUACUGCGCGUGACUAUCGUUCAGCUGGCUGCUUGGCAAGGGAAUAUUGAAUUAUUGCAAUUGUUGUAUGAAAAUGGAGCUGAUAUCAAUGCCACGGACAAAAUUGGCAGAUGUGCGCUUUUUCACGCGGCGCAUCAUGGAAACUGUGAAGUGGUGAAUUGGUUGUUGGAACAUGGAGCUUCCACGGAAAAUAGAGUCGGGGUUGAUUCUUGUUACAAGAAUACUCGUUUACCUUCGAACCUGUGUUUUAUUGGUCAAAACUUACCUACGCCUGAGUGUUGGGGAAGGACACCCAUGCACCAAGCUGUGAAGAACAAUCACGCUGCGGUAGUCAAGAUCCUGGUGGAAGCUGGUGCUGAUGUGAACGUGGAAGACGAACGUGGAAUCACACCAUUGCUACUAGCAGGGACCGCAAUCGCAAAAGAAGAUUUCAACGAAAUUUCCAAAUUUAAUGACAUCGUAGACAUCCUCGUAGCAGCAAAAGCUUCAACUAACGUCAUCGAUCCUAAUACAGGUACUACCGUAUUGCAUACUGCGACCUCACUAGGAAGUUGUUCGGCGACGAAAAGGUUACUGAACGGUGGUGCGUGGCCUCUUUAUCAAUGCAAAAGCACAGGAAGUACUCCUCUUCAUCUCGCUGCCAGCACGGGUAACCCAGAGACGCUUUCGAUCCUUCUAGAGAGCAUACCUUCUUGUGAUAUCGACAUUCGAGAUAACAUCAAUCGAACGCCAUUGCAUAGAGCAGCUUACCAAGGUCACCACGAGUGCGUUCGAAUACUAAUCGAUCACGGUGGCAAUUUAGGCGCAGAAACGAACACGGGAAUUACUGUCAUCGAUGCCAUAUUUGCUCACAUACCAACACCAGUCUUAUUUCUAAACGAUGUUCUGUCUUCCCGCGUUAAAAUGAGUUCCGUUGAAAGUUCCGUGGAAAAUUCCCAGAUCACCAUUGACUUCAACGUGCUAGCGCCAAAAGGAGAGCUGCAAAUGGGAGUAGUUACGUCCCUUAUUGCAGCAGCCUCGAACGUGGAACAAUUGACGAUACUACAACAUCCGCUGAUGGAAACGUUCCUCUGGUUGAAGUGGUCCAAGUUGAGAGUAUUCUUCUUUAGUCUCGUCUUCGUCCAUGCCCUGCUGGUCUUUUCCCUGUCUGGUUAUUCCAUAACGAUAUUGCAAUACGAGACUGAUUGCAGCCUGUUGCGGAGAAUUCUCUCUUCCUGUUCUUGCGUCCUCUUCCUUCACAAUGUCGUCCAAGUGCUGAUGGUACCUAGAUAUUAUCUGAGACAGUACGAAACGUGGCUAUCGUUCACCUGCGCGGCGAUAUCUCUGACGAUUUCAGUGGGUAGCGCUUAUAGAAGCGAGAUUACGGCUUCAUCAGGGGAAAAGGAAUUACACGGUGCUCGACAGCCCCCUCAAUGGAUGUUGCAUUCCAUCAGCUUGGCAAUCCUGCUUGCCUGGAUGCAAAUGAUGCUGUUAAUCGGCCGCCUUCCAAUGUGCGGAUAUUACGCGCUCAUGUUCUCCACGGUGCUGAAGAAUAUUCUGAAGGUUCUCCUAGCGUUCGUCUGCCUGAUUGUCGGAUUCGCGUUCAGCUUCGCCGUUUUGUUCCACGGGAACGACCAGUUUCGCAAUUCCUGGAGGGCCGUCGUGAAGACCGUGGUAAUGAUGAUGGGUGAGUACGAGUACGGGGCUCUGUUCUCGGACGAGAAGAAUGGGAGUUCCUUCCUACCAGCCACGAGCAGGGUCGUGUUCCUCGCUUUCGUCAUGCUCGCUAGUAUCGUCCUGAUGAACCUGAUGAUCGGCCUCGCGGUCAAUGACAUCCAAGGCCUCGAGAAGGAGGGACACAUUCGCCAAUUGCUAAAGCAGGCCGAGUUUGUGGCUCAUUUAGAAAGACUAGUGCUGACAUCACAUCGAAUCUUUCGCCGCAAUUGGCUACAUCCUCGGUUAGCCAGGCUGCUAGACUCGAGGCGAGGCAUUCCCACAAAAAUUACGUUCUGUUAUCACGAACAUUAUUUCCAUGAAUCAUCCCUCGGCGUGCCAGCGAGGCUGAAGGAGGCGUUGUUUCUGCUCGCCUUGGGAAACUCGCGCGACACCGAAAGCAGGCGUGAAAAUAACAACGGGGACGAUAACGUGGAAUUAAAAGCGCUGUUGGAGGAAGUGUUGCUGCAAUUAAGGGUACCUUAUUAUCCGUCCGCCAUGAGAAAGUUUUCAGUACCUUAUAAUGCACGAACUCAAACGGGGCAGAGGAAAAUUACUAACCAGUGAAGAAAUAUAUCUGUGUAUCUUUUUCUUAUGUUUUUAUUAAAAUAUCGAUGAACUCUA
Bombus terrestris (buff-tailed bumblebee) is the source of this 3398-nucleotide messenger RNA. RefSeq names its product transient receptor potential channel pyrexia. NCBI's taxonomy places the organism in Eukaryota, Metazoa, Arthropoda, Insecta, Hymenoptera, Apidae. The record is from RefSeq and is a predicted model, not a curated record. Gene Ontology annotation, biological process: transmembrane transport; monoatomic ion transport. The coding region runs from base 963 to 3341 and encodes 792 amino acids. Gene Ontology annotation, cellular component: membrane. The transcript has 11 exons. Gene Ontology annotation, molecular function: protein binding; monoatomic ion channel activity.